This is a messenger RNA of Baudoinia panamericana UAMH 10762, 843 nucleotides long. RefSeq lists its product as uncharacterized. The coding region runs from base 1 to 843 and encodes 280 amino acids. The record is from RefSeq and is a predicted model, not a curated record. The transcript has 2 exons. Gene Ontology annotation, molecular function: formyltetrahydrofolate deformylase activity. Lineage: Eukaryota; Fungi; Ascomycota; Dothideomycetes; Mycosphaerellales; Teratosphaeriaceae. Gene Ontology annotation, biological process: 'de novo' IMP biosynthetic process.
AUGUCCAAGGAUCACAUCCUUACCCUUUCAUGCCCGGACCGGAGAGGCAUCGUCCACGCCGUAACCGGAGUCCUGGCUCAGAACGAUAUGACAGUGCUGGAUCUGCAGCAAUUCUCGGAUCCGGACCUUUCGAAGUUCUUCAUGCGAGUACAUUUCGGCCACGCAGAUGACACGAGACACCUCGACGCGCCGUUUCAGGAGCUGGCGCAGGACCUCAAGAUGGACUACGAGAUCGUGCCGAAGUCGCACAAACCCAAAGUCUUGAUUAUGGUGUCGAAGAUUGGACAUUGCCUGAAUGAUCUACUCUAUCGCCAGAAAUCGCAACAAUUGCAGAUCGAUAUUCCACUUAUUGUAUCCAAUCAUCCGGAAUUUGAAUCACUUGCUAAAAGCUACGGCAUUGCCUUCCACCAUUUGCCGGUCACCAAGGACUCGAAAGCGGAGCAGGAAGGACAAAUCCUCGAUCUGGUCAAGCAACAUAAUGUCGACCUUAUCGUUCUCGCUCGGUAUAUGCAGGUCUUGUCCCCAAAACUAUGCGAAGCGAUGUCGGGCAAAAUCAUUAAUAUUCACCACUCCUUCCUGCCUUCUUUCAAGGGAGCGAAGCCGUAUCAUCAAGCCUACGACCGUGGAGUCAAGAUUAUUGGCGCGUCGGCUCACUUCGUCACAGCAGAUCUGGACGAGGGCCCGAUCAUAGAGCAGAGAACGGCCCGUGUUGACCACAGCAUGUCUCCCAAGGAGUUGGUGGAUGAGGGCAGUAACCUCGAGAGCCAGUGUCUUGCGGCGGCUGUCAAGUGGUGGUCUGAGAGGCGCGUGUUCCUGAAUGGCCACCGUACUGUGGUUUUCUGA